Molecule: messenger RNA, 1024 nt
Organism: Capsicum annuum
Lineage: Eukaryota; Viridiplantae; Streptophyta; Magnoliopsida; Solanales; Solanaceae
Exons: 3
Coding region: 245-787 (180 amino acids)
Source: RefSeq, a predicted model, not a curated record
CAAUUUGAAUUACAAAGAUUACUACAUAGUACGUACUGUCUAAAAGGAAUGAUAAUAUAAGUCUUGAACUUUUUGGGCCUAAAGCAAGAUAGCUCAUUACUUGAUUAUAUAGAUCCUGAAAAACCUCUCAAGACAUAUAUAGACAUGGUAAACAACACAAAGAUCCUGAAAAACCUCUUUUAACAUAUAGACAGACAUAACAGUUGAAGAAAGAGAAGAAAAGAUCCAAACACACAGAGGAAAAAUGAAUAAACAUGGAAGAAGCAGAUGGAGUGGGAAGAAGGUGAUGUUUGGGGUGUUAAUAAUGGGAUUGUCCAUUACUGCUUAUGUAGCUGGUCCACCCCUCUAUUGGCACAUCUCUGAAUCUAUUUCUUCCUCCACUCAUUAUUCUUGCCCUUCUUGUCCUUGUGAUUGUUCUAAUGAUAAACCCCUUGACUCUUUUCCACAAGGUGUAAAUGUGAGUACUUUUACAGAUUGUAUGGAGCAUGAUCUGGGGGUGAGUGAGGGGGAGGAGCGAAACUUCACAGCUCUUUUGACAGAGGAAUUAAAGCAAAUGGAAGGUGAAACACUGGAAAACCAGAGAAGAGCAGACAUGGCACUACUCGAGGCAAAAAAGAUGGCGUCCUCAUAUCAAAAGGAGGCAGACAAAUGCACUUCAGGGAUGGGAACUUGUGAAGAAGCUAGAGAAAAAGCUGAAAUUGCUUUAGAAGCACAGAGACAAAUCACUGCUAUGUGGGAGCUCAGAGCACGGCAUCAAGGAUGGAAACAAGAGCUUGUUCAGGUCUAGUAAGUGUCUAGACAAGCUCUUAAUGAAGCAAGUAGACUGCCACUUUACUAGUUUUUGAUAGAUAAUAUUUGUACUCAGCUAGUGUGAACAUUUCCCUAACUUUGAUAACCAUAGAAAAAAAGAAAGUCAAGCUCCAAUGCGGGUACCGGACACCGGAUGGGAAAUCAAGAAAAAAAAAGUCAUUUUCUCAAGGUGAGAAACAAUCUGAUAGCCAAGAACUUUAAACAUCUCGUUCUA